CGGCAGGUUAUCUUGUGACUGAGGCGGUCGCUUCUUCCUCCCUGGAGCGCUUGGAACCUGUCUAGCCGCGAUGCGUCUCUUGGUCGCCGCGUUCCUGCUCCUGGCGCUCGGCGCCUCGGCCCUGGCGGAGCCGGUGCAUUUCAAGGACUGUGGUUCUGCAGUUGGAGUUAUAAAAGAACUGAAUGUGAACCCAUGCCCUGCCCAGCCUUGCAAACUGCACAAAGGCCAAUCUUACAGUGUCAAUGUCACCUUCACCAGUAAUAUUCCAUCUCAAAGUAGCAAAGCCGUGGUGCAUGGCAUCGUGUUGGGCGUCGCAGUUCCCUUUCCCAUUCCUGAGGCUGAUGGUUGUAAGAGUGGAAUCAACUGCCCCAUCCAGAAAGAUAAGACCUACAGCUACCUGAACAAACUGCCAGUGAAGAACGAAUACCCCUCUAUAAAACUGGUGGUGCAGUGGAUGCUUCUGGGCGACAACAAUCAGCAUCUCUUCUGCUGGGAAAUCCCAGUUCAGAUUGAAGGCUAGUGCUGUUUAGGCCAGUAUGUCCAUCUGGGGGUGAGAGAGCACAAGUGGAGGGAGGGCAGGAGAAAUCCAGUCUAACCUAAAUCAGUGCCAUAAGAUGAAAGGAAUUUCCACACCACCAUUUUAUGCUUCUCAGCCUCCAGAAGGUUCCAGACCCUGUUUCCUGAGAGCUCAGAACUAUUGCCCUUGUAAUAUCUUCUUUGAAGGGUUAGAGGGAAGAAGAGAGAGGGAGGGAUAGGCAUGAAUUUAAUUGUCCUCAGUGUUUCUUGCUGUUGGAAUACGGAGGGUCCAGCGGGUCAGGACCCAAAUGAGGCUGCACAGGGCCCUUGGAUAAUUUGCCCUCGGGUGAUCAGUCUUUGCAGCGGAGGACGGGUUCCCAACCUCCCUCACCUCCUGGGAUAUUACAUCCGCAAGUUCCUCAUCUCCAAGUGCCUCCUUGAGUUCCGUACAUUGGGCCAGCAAGUCUGCUGACCUGUGACAGCACCUCCAGCUCUGCUGCUUCAACAACAGUGACUGGCUGUCCAGUGGUGCCCAGCAUGUCAAUGGAGGGGACAUGCUCAACCACAGAAACUCACGUCUGAGUGGCCAGUUCUCUAUAGUUCUCUCCUGUCUCCUUUUCUGUCUAAGGUGGUUUUCAUUAAAUGCAGCACUUGAUUAGCAGAUGUUUGAUUUUUUUUUUUUUUAACAACACUAACUUGUGGCCUCUUUGUGCAACUGGAAAUGUCCUUUUGAAUAAAUAAAACUUGGUGGUCUUGUCUUCUGC
Messenger RNA from Canis lupus familiaris (dog), 1280 nucleotides. RefSeq names its product NPC intracellular cholesterol transporter 2 (gene NPC2). The record is from RefSeq and is marked validated. Bases 71 to 520 code for a protein of 149 amino acids. Gene Ontology annotation, biological process: intracellular cholesterol transport; cholesterol efflux. NCBI's taxonomy places the organism in Eukaryota, Metazoa, Chordata, Mammalia, Carnivora, Canidae. The transcript is spliced from 4 exons. Gene Ontology annotation, molecular function: cholesterol binding.